AUGAAUCCCGAGAGCCACGCGAUGCUGCUGCUGAAGAAGCAGCUCAAGGAGCUGACGAAGAACCCCGUGGACGGCUUCUCUGCGGGGCUGGUGGACGAGUGCAACAUCUUCGAGUGGCGCGUCAGCGUCAUGGGGCCGCCCGAGACGCUGUAUGAGGGUGGUUUCUUCAAUUGCAUCUUGAGCUUCCCCAAGGACUACCCAAACUCUCCACCUCAAGCUCGGUUCACAUCAGAUAUGUGGCACCCAAACGUGUACAAGGAUGGGCGGGUGUGCAUUUCGAUACUGCACAACCCUGGGGAGGAUCCAACUGGAUACGAAGAUGCCAGCGAGCGUUGGUCCCCAGUUCAUACCGUGGAGACGAUCAUGAUCUCAAUUAUAUCGAUGCUGUCCUCGCCGAACGACGAGUCGGCUGCAAACAUCGACGCCGCAAAGGACUGGCGUGACAAUCGCGAGGAGUUCAAGCGCAAGGUUGCAAGGACUGUGAGAAAGUCGCAGGAGGAGCUGUGA
Messenger RNA from Ostreobium quekettii, 507 nucleotides. The record is from the annotation of a GenBank genome assembly. NCBI's taxonomy places the organism in Eukaryota, Viridiplantae, Chlorophyta, Ulvophyceae, Bryopsidales, Ostreobiaceae.